Vigna unguiculata (cowpea) is the source of this 1373-nucleotide messenger RNA. RefSeq names its product pro-cathepsin H-like. Lineage: Eukaryota; Viridiplantae; Streptophyta; Magnoliopsida; Fabales; Fabaceae. Gene Ontology annotation, molecular function: cysteine-type peptidase activity. Gene Ontology annotation, biological process: proteolysis. The record is from RefSeq and is a predicted model, not a curated record.
CUAAAAAGAACAGAAAAACCCAUACUUUGUGGGAUAUAGAUGGCGCGGUUGUUGCUACUGGUUUUCGCAUUCUGCGCCGUUGUCAUCGCCGCCGCAGGCUCCACCUUCGAUGAGUCAAACCCUAUCCGGCUGGCGUCGGACUUGGAGUCGCGCGUGCUCGACGUGAUCGGACAGAGCCGCAGCGCUCUCUCCUUCGCGCGCUUCGCUCUCCGCCACGGCAAGAACUACCACUCCGCCGACGAGAUCCGGCAGCGGUUUCGGAUCUUCUCCGAUAAUGUCAGACUCAUCAGAUCCACUAACAAGAGGCCUCUCACUUACAAGCUCGGCGUAAAUCAUUUCGCUGACUGGACUUGGGAGGAGUUCACUAGACACAGACUCGGCGCUGCUCAGAACUGCUCCGCCACGCUCAAAGGCAACUACAGGCUCACGGAUGCUGCUCCUCCUGAAGAGAAAGAUUGGAGAAAAGAAGGUAUAGUGAGCGAAGUUAAAGAUCAAGGUCACUGCGGAUCUUGCUGGACAUUCAGCACAACUGGUUCCUUGGAGGCAGCUUACGCACAGGCCUUUGGGAAGAAUAUCAGUCUCUCUGAGCAGCAGCUAGUAGAUUGUGCCGGCGCUUUCAACAACUUUGGCUGUGCAGGUGGAUUGCCGUCCCAAGCAUUUGAAUACAUUAAAUACAAUGGUGGCCUUGACACUGAGGAAGCAUAUCCCUACACCGGACAAGAUGGUGUCUGCAAAUUUACAUCUGAAAACGUCGCUGUUCGAGUCAUUGACUCUAUUAAUAUCACUUUGGGUGCUGAGGAUGAAUUGAAACAUGCUGUUGCUUUCGCUCGGCCAGUUAGUGUGGCAUAUGAGGUGGUGGACGACUUCCGAUUCUACAAAAAAGGAGUUUACACUAGUAACACUUGUGGCAGCACGCCCAUGGAUGUAAAUCAUGCCGUUCUUGCUGUUGGGUAUGGAGUUGAAGAUGGGGUUCCAUAUUGGAUCAUAAAAAAUUCGUGGGGAAGCAACUGGGGUGACAAUGGCUACUUCAAGAUGGAGUUGGGAAAGAAUAUGUGCGGUGUUGCAACUUGUGCAUCGUAUCCUGUUGUGGCUUAAAUUGUACGGGGAGAGGUACGGUGCCCAGAUUGGCCAAUGUAACUGUACCUUGCACCUCAUGCUUCCUAUUUUCCAUCAAGGUGAACUGUGAUGAUAAUUUGUAUUAUAUGUUAAAUAAGUUUGGAAUUGGAUUUCCCAUUCUCAUUUAGCUGAAUCACGCAACAAAAUGGUACUGUAAAUCAUAGAAAUGGUACUCUACUGAAAUUUAAGGAUCGCAUGCAGUGUGAAAUCUUGGUUCACGAACUUAUCAUCUGUGUCAAUGGACUAAACUUUGCUUA